Messenger RNA from Leishmania mexicana MHOM/GT/2001/U1103, 3216 nucleotides. RefSeq lists its product as hypothetical. Gene Ontology annotation, molecular function: calcium-dependent cysteine-type endopeptidase activity. Gene Ontology annotation, cellular component: cytoplasm. NCBI's taxonomy places the organism in Eukaryota, Euglenozoa, Kinetoplastea, Trypanosomatida, Trypanosomatidae. The transcript has a single exon. The record is from RefSeq and is a predicted model, not a curated record. Gene Ontology annotation, biological process: proteolysis. Bases 1 to 3216 code for a protein of 1071 amino acids.
AUGUCGACGUUGUCGCUAGCGCCGCCGUCGCCGCCCACCCCGGUGAUCUGCGGUGCAGAUAGCGGAGACGGAGAUGGAGCCCAGCGCAGGGUGCAACAACAACGAGUGCUGCAGCAACGAAAAGAGGAAGUGGCGCGUCUCGAAGCCACCUUGGCACGGGAACGGGUCGACAACGUCAACUCGCUGAACACCCUUCGAGCGUCGCUGCAGCGCGAGCACCUGCUGCGCACUACGGCGGAGAAGGGGCGACAGGCCGCUCAGGCUGAGGGCAGGCACCUGCGCACCGCACUCCGGGCACUCCUAGCUCAGAUACCAAACAACAGCAGCACCGGAUCGCUGUCAUCGACAGUACCUGUCUGCCUUUACGAAGAGGCGCGCCGCCUUCUCCUGCGAUGUGAAAGGACGUUCGCGGAGCUUAAGGCGCUCCAGUUGCGCUCAACCGACCCCGCAGGCCUCGAGGUACUCCGCCGGUAUGACAUUCCGGUGCUCGACGAGAUCCCGCCUGCGUGGCCGCCUGGGACGCCGCAGCGCAGCGGCAAAGAGGAAGAGGUCCAUGCGGCCGGCGUCACGCGUGCUGAUGGUGGCCCGAACUCUACUACGGCAGCACGUGAGAAGGCAGCUUCUGGCACUACUCUAUUCCCGAUGGAGGAGACGCUGACCGGGCUUGAGAUAUCGGAGCUGACUACUCUCUCGCCUGACACACCGUGCAGCCCGAGCCCGGCAACGCGGCAGGUGAGGGCGGUCACAGCAGCUUGUGAGGCUUCGGAGAAAUGGUGUGAGAAGGGGCACGGACCCCCUGCCCAUACCUCGUCAAACGGCAUGGCCAAGUCUGAUGUCGGAGGGGAAACCCUCAGCCCCGACGGUCGUCGUCGUUCACGGCCUGCCCUCCUCAGUCCCCCGCUGCCAUCGUCGGAAACCAGCGCCGCGAAGGUUGUGCAGCCGUGGAUGGGGCCCAUGCACAAGUUCGCCGGGUCGAAGCUCCUUCUUGCCGCCACGCCGUCGCAGGAGCUCCACGCGGAGCACCACACGCAGCUCAGCGAGUUGGGGCGAGAGGACACGAUUUGCGACAUGGAUCACCUUCUCCGGUCUUUGGCAGAAGAGAUCGCAACGCUGGCCACGAGCCAAGGGCUCCGCACUGCGUCCGAGGUGGCAGCGCUGUGUCGCCGCUGCGGACUGCACUAUGUCGACGCCGCGUUUCUUCCCGUGCCGGAGACGCUUGGCUUCAACAGGAGUGGUGCCUGCUGCGGCUACGAUGCAGACCGGCGCACAUCGUUUGUGGUAGAAUGGCGCCCCCGCGACGCCGUCGUGCCUCGUGGUAGGAAAGCGGAGCUGCUGACGAGCGCCGGGAUUGACCCAGACUCGCUGCGCUGCGGCCUACUGGGCGACAUUGGUGUUGUUGCCGCCUUGGCUGCACUUGCCGAGUCUGCUGGUGCGGUGAUGAGCGUGCUGGCAAGCACGACGGGCGAGGACGAGGAUAAUGGUGUCUACGUCGUCUGGCUGUGCGUGCAUGGCUGGUGGACGCGCGUCACGGUCGACGCGUAUCUGCCCUGCGUCAUCGAGGAAAACAGGCCUGUCGACCUGUACGGAUGCAGCAGUACUACCACCUACGACCUCUGGGCCCCGGUUUGUGAGAAAGCGCUAGCCAAAGUGCUGUGUGGCUACCACCCGCUCUGCAGUCUCUCGGCGGAGACGGCGAUUGGCAACUUCACGGGAGGGCCGGUCGAGUGCUGGGACUGGUGGCACAGGCGCAGCAACACGGCGCUGGAGGAGAUGGAGGCGGCUCUCAACACAAACGCACGCGGCGCGGGCAUCGUGCUACUCUCCACUUUUUCAACGGCGGCCCUGCGCGACACAUCUACGAGGUCGGUGGCUGGGGCUGGGGCGCAUGCGGCCUACCAGCGGCUCGGGCUUCGACCUGGCACGCCGUACCGGGUGCUGGCCGUGGCUGAUACUGCAGAGGGUGAGCCGAUGGUCCUCCUGCGCAACUGGACACGAAGGUGCGAGCAGCGGGAGAGCGAUCAGGCGUGCUGUCUCUUUGAUCGCGAUCCGGCCGUCGGCGGCGGUGACCGUCGCAAUAUUUCGCCGCGGCGGGACAGCAAUGACGGCACUGCUGCCGCGAAGGGAUGGCUGACAAGGCCGCUGUCGCAGUCGAGUCCCGCUUCGAGUCAGUGCGACUCGUGUGUGUGGCUGAGCUAUACCAAAGAAGUGCUACCCUACUUCGAUGGGUGCCACGUGUGCUUUGAUUGCCGCCGUUAUCACGACCUUCGCGUUCCGAUUGCGUUCUCCGGCUCACAGCCGGCCAUUCCAGCGCAGCUGGUUCGUGUCCGUGUUCAGGAAGGUCUUGCGAGGCCGCCGCACGGGGUGACGCGCUGCCCUACACGGCUCUGGAUCGGGCUACACCAGCCAUUCUCCAGCGUCGACACCAGCGAUGCUGCUCCCGCUUCCUUUCCGUGGGGGCUGAAGAUGACCCUGGUGGGUCAAGAAGAAGCACCAGCCCCCUUUGGGGAAAGCGGCGGUUGUGCGCGUCCUGCGCGCCGGUCAUACAUCUUGUCCGAGUCCUUCUUGGGCGAGCCAAAGGAGCUACCAGCAGUGUGGAUGUACUUGGAACUGGAGCCAGUCACCAACAGCGCACCUCAUCUUGUCACGGAUCUCAAACAUGAGGACGCCGCUGCAGUAACUACGACAACGGAGUUCUUCGUUGUGCCGCAGAUGGAAUGGAUCGUGAGAAAGGACAGGGCACACACCGGCCACGAUGAUGACGGACUCGGCUCUCUCGGGUGUGACGUACCCUCUGUUCAGCAUUGGCGCGGUGUAGGGCAAGCGAGUCAGCGCAGGCACUUCGGCAAGAGUGCUGCACCGCAUAGCGGCCAAAGCGGCUGCUCAGGUGAUGCGGAGAGAGCGGUAUGGUACCAAGGCAGUCAUCACCAUCCCACCAGCAUAGCUGAACACUCAUUCGACAACGCCACGACAGCAAUCGUGGCGGUCUUGGCAGAGCGCAGGGAGUCGGUGCUGGUGGACGUCGUCGACGCGCCGGAGGAGCUGCGCGCAGCUAUGUAUCACGACGUAUUGGAUCGCAUCGACUUCUCUGAUUGUACCGGCUCAGGGGGCAGUGGCCAACGCCACACAUCCCACCUGUCGCAAAGAAGCGCUGCUAAAGUACCGGGAGAGGUGCGCUGCCAGGUGAAUGGGCGCUGCCUGCCAACGUUUUCCUGGUGA